This is a messenger RNA of Xiphias gladius (swordfish), 4097 nucleotides long. It is a transcript of the gene zmat1, whose product is annotated as zinc finger matrin-type 1. The transcript has 7 exons. Gene Ontology annotation, molecular function: nucleic acid binding; zinc ion binding. Bases 18 to 1865 code for a protein of 615 amino acids. The record is from RefSeq and is a predicted model, not a curated record. NCBI's taxonomy places the organism in Eukaryota, Metazoa, Chordata, Actinopteri, Istiophoriformes, Xiphiidae.
AACAGCUAGAGAAAAAGAUGGACGACACAAUUGUCUGUUCUCCGCAGCUUGCGGAAUCAGACGCUCAAAAUAACACUACUAGUACCCCUAACGCGGCUUCUGUCACAGAUGCUGACAAAGUAAUAAACACUAAAAUAGAUAGUACCCAGGUUGAAGGUGACAAGAAUGAAGAGGAGCUGCUAAAGGGUCUCCUCACUGACAACUACUGCCAUGUGUGUGAGGCUGUGCUGCUGUUUGAAUCUCAACGGCUGUCCCACUAUGAGGGAAAGAAACAUGCUCAGAAACUCAAGCUGUACCUGCAGGCCCGAAAAGCGGAGAAGAUGAAAAGAGAGACCACAGUACGCCAGCGGACCAUACCCAAUGAUAAGGACCGUUUCUGUGAGCUGUGUAAUAUGGUGUUUAGUUCCCACUUGGUGGCAAAAUCACACUAUGAAGGCAAAGUCCAUGCAAAAAAUCUUCGUAAACAAGGUCUUCAGCCCCCAGUCAUAAACAGGUACACAAUGGUGUGUACUUUACCAAGGCUUCCUCAGGAUCCUGAUAAUGCCGACCAGAAAUCAGCCCCAGAGGGUGGUAUGGAGCAUCUCAUGGACACUGCAGCCUCCACAACUAUUCCCAGCACAGAGGUUGAUCUGAGGGACCCUAACAAGUACUGUGCUCUGUGUGCUGCUUCUUUCAACAAUCCCCAAAUGGCUUUGCAGCACUACAAUGGACGCAAACAUCAGAGGAACCAGGCCAGACAGGAGCUAAUCAAAGAGCUGGGAGACGAUGUCCAGCAAGCCAACUCCCUGAUGUGUCAGAUGUGUAGUGUGCAAUUUAACUCUGUGGAGAUGUACCAGGCACACAUUCAGGGAAACAAGCACCAGAUUAGGGAGAAGAAGGUCAUUGACCUGUGCAAAUCCCAACAAAAAGUCUACAGCACAUUUGCAGAUGAACUGGCAGAUUACAUUCAGGUUCAGAAAGCUCGUGGAAUUAACCCCAAGACCAGUCAAGUCCCCCCCCAGGGUGACACACAAAAGGAGGAUGAGGAAGAUGAAGAGGAAGUACAGGAAGUAUUAAAUAAGGGGCAUAUCACAGAACUGAACAAACCUAUGCCCAACCUUACUCCCACCGCUGACCCUCCUCAUCAUUCCCGCCCUGGUUGUUAUUACCCAGCUCAAGGGUGGCAUCCUCCUUAUCUGGGCCGUCCCUGGCCUCCUCAUGGCUGGGACUACAACUGCCCUCCUCCAGUCCUCCAAGGCUCAGGCUCUCCACAGUUCACCAGUCGGCCCAUAAAGAGGGUGAGGCGCAGAAAGCAGUCAAGUUCCUCCUCGUAUACUGCCUCAUCAUCUUACUCCUCCUCAUAUUCCUCUUCCUAUAGCAGUAGCACAAGUGACAGUGAUGACAGUGAAUACAAGCGAAGAGAAAGGAGGAGGAUUAGGAGACCCAGGAAGGAGCGUGGCAGAAGGACAAGAGAUGAAGACCCGGACAUGGAGGAGAGGAGGAAAAAACGGCACAGGAAGGAAAGAGAUAAUGACUCAGACGAAAGAAAAGGAGAGGAAUCUGGAGAGUCAGAGCAAGAAAGAGGGAGAAAAAAGCAAAAGAAACAUGGCAAGCAGAGACGAAAAGAAAAAAAAUCCCGGAGUGAGGACCUCGAGGAGGAAGGGGGGGAAAGGGUGAUGGACAAUUUAAAGUCAGAGGACAUGAUGGAUCAUAGAAAAUAUACUGAAGUGCAUAUUCAGGCUGAAAUUAAUGUUGAGCAGGGGGAGGGUGGCCAGGACGAGACAACAAAACCCAAAUACAGGAAAGAUAAGAAGAAAAUGAAAGAGAAAGUAGACACUAGGACGGAAGAGGAGAAGCUGUGGGAUGACUCCAUUCUGGGCUGUUAAACUGAGCAAGAGCAGCUCAGCUCUGUCUUCUGAACUGCUGACAUUUAGGCAACACAUGAAGUUAUCAUGAUCAUGACUUUGAAAAUUUAAAACUGUAUAUUAAAAUUAUUAAAAUAAUUUUGAUAGCAGUUAAAAAAGCAAUUUUCACCAUCUGCACCGAUGGCCCAAAAAGUGUUGUUCUCCCUAGGUGUGCUAGCUGGCUAGCCAUGCUUAUUCAAUUUGUGUUUGUAAAGAAUGAAUGUUAUUCUUAUUUGAGUUUGUUUGGAGGGGUUACUCACACAUAUCCACAGCUAUAAUAGCUUUAUUUUUCACUAUGACACUUAAUAAUAUCUUUGAUUAAAUUCAUGUGCACAGUCAGCCACAGUUGUUGGCUGUCAUAUUUAAGAUCUCAUAUUUUCUUGCUUAUCAUUUAGAGUGAUCAAAAAGUCCUCUUGAACUCUUAGCGCAUCAGUUACUUAAAUUACGUUUGAUUGUGUAUCUGUGCUCCUGGCAAGGAUGUAUUAGUUUGUGAUCCCUCUAGCAGCCUGUGGUUGGCACUGUUGAGCUUCAUGCAGAGCACCAGUAAAGCAAAUAAAAGCCCACAGAUGUUGGAAGCUUAGUCAUUUCAUUUCUUUUGAAGCUCUCUCUGCUUUCACUCAGAGGCACAUAGGCUGAAAGAAGGCUGUUGGAGCGGUAGAGAGGUUCAGCAUAUUUUAAUUAUUAUGGUAAUAAUAAAAUUGCAACAAAUUCAAAAUGCCCUUUGAGCACACUGCAGCACCGCAUAACUAUUAAAAAAACAGGAGAGACAUUGCCCUAGUCUGCAGCGCAUUGUCUGUGUGUGCAUGUGCUAUGGAUAUAUUUGCACAUCAAAACAGCACAGAAAGUGUUUGGGGUCAUACAGGUGCAAAACUUAAAACGAGGACAGCUCUUUACAAGCUUCAAAAUUCAUCUUCAGAUGUUGUCUUUGAUGAACUGAACAAAGGCAGUUUAUGAUAUCUAAAGGAGACUGAAAAGAGGCAAAGUAAAGUUUUUGCAAUUAAUUCAAAUUUCCUGUUGUCCUCUUGAGUCAUAAGGAUCCUAGGUCCUUAAGAGUGUAAAAUAGUAAAGCACAGUCUAAAUACCUAGGCUGGCUGAGCAUCUGUUCGAUCUUUUUGGCACAAUAACAACACUUUUGUUCUCCUUACACAACUGUUUUUGACUUCGAUUUUUUUUUUCUUGAUAUUAACUGGGUGGUUUGUGGACAACGUUGCAAAACUUUAUCAGUAGGUGCUACACAGAUUUCUAGCUCAGGCAGCUUUAUGGAUUAUGGCAGUGGGCUAGUUUGAUUUUGUUUAAGACUAGAUAUCCAGAAGAAAGGUUAUAGGUUUGCAGGCAAUAUGGACUCAGACUGAGGUGGUGGUCUAAUAUUUUCAAACUACUCUUGAUGCAGGUGCAAUAAAAAGCUGUUAAAACAUGCUCAAACAGGCCAUUUCUUUCUACAUUACAUAUGUGUUUAAGAAGUUUUCAAGUACACUAUAAGGAUUAUCUUUGAAGUUUGUUCAUUUCUGUAUGUCAGAUAUUUGAUUGUGUUAUCCUUGGAGCAGAAUGCUGCAGAGUAUGUGGCUUGUUGGAAUAACAGUACAGUGUAUCACAGGAUUCAAGCCAAAGUAGAGUUGUGAAUCAAAAACAUGCAUCAAAUAGCUUGCUAGUAUCUUUGAAAGUGAAAUAAUUGUUGAAAAGACUCAGAUGUCAGCUUGAAUACCGCUCAAAGUAUCUGUGUUGAUAGCAAAUGAAAAAUGUGAAUGACGGAAGUGAAAGCAAUUGAUGUAAGAUGAAAAGCUGCGGAAAUAAGGUCACGAUUUAAAGUAUAGUAUUGUUUAUAGCACUGCUGAUAAGAACCAUACACCUAUAUAUGUGACACCUACAGUUAUGGGGACAUGAACUAAAAUAAUUGGCUGAUGACAGAAGAAGAGAAAUGAAGUGACAGGCAAACAGCAACUCGGCAUGGCAACCUUCGACUUAAAGUGUCGGAGCAUAGAGAUCAACAAAGGCUUUAUAGCUCAGCAAUGUGUAAAGAGCAGCUCUGAAGCCCCCUGAGAUCUCCUGUUUUCAAAGAAUCCUGCGGUGUCGCUCCCAGUCUCGCUCGAAUCUUCGACCCCCGUAGAGCUAUAGGGUGCCCACAUCCUUUCAUUUUAAGAGCCCCAUCGGGCCGUUCUACGCCCUAACCUUUCACACACACACAAAAUAAUCUACAGACACCACUUAGAUGAUUUA